UACCGGUUUAAAGCCACGUAUGUCCUGACCUCAGUCCCGCCCACACACUGUGGAAGUGCUUCCGGGUUCAGGUUGUUCCUCUCGGUAUGCCCAGCUCUGCUGCCGGUGCUUAGUUGGAAGCCCGUCUUUCCCGGAAGUGGCCUGGGCCAGUCCUUCGGGGUCCCCAUUGCCCCGCUGCUGUUGAGGGCCCCGGGGGCGGCGGCGAUGGCGGAGGCGGCGCUGCUGCUGCUGCCAGAGGCAGCGGCUGAAUCGGACGCUCGGGAGAGGCUGGCUCUCUGGGAUCGGAGACCCGACACCACGGCGCCGCUGACCGACAGGCAGACGGACUCGGUGCUGGAGCUGAAGGCGGCGGCGGAGAACCUGCCCGUGCCGGCCGAGCUCCCAAUUGAAGACUUAUGCAAUUUAACGUCCCAGUCGCUGCCCAUUGCACAGACUUCAAUAGUACCUGAAUCUACAGAAGACAUUCUCUUGAAUGGUUUCAUUUCAUUAGAAAUGGAAGAAGAAAAAAUAGAAACGGCACAGCAGUUUUUCUCAUGGUUUGCAAAGCUACAAACUCAGAUGGAUCAGGAUGAAGAAACUAAAUAUAGACAGAUGAGGGAUUACUUGUCUGGGUUUCAGGAGCAGUGUGAUGCUAUAUUGAAUGAUGUAAACAGUGCUCUUCAGCAUCUGGAAUCAUUGCAGAAACAGUAUCUUUUUGUGUCCAAUAAGACAGGAACCCUACACGAAGCCUGUGAACAACUCCUAAAAGAACAGUCGGAACUUGUUGAUCUGGCUGAAAACAUUCAACAAAAGCUUUCCUAUUUCAAUGAAUUGGAAACUAUUAACACAAAAUUGAAUUCUCCUACAUUGUCUGUGAAUAGUGAAGGAUUUAUACCUAUGCUGGCCAAGUUAGAUGACUGUAUAACAUAUAUCUCAUGUCAUCCAAAUUUUAAAGAUUAUCCUGUAUAUUUACUGAAGUUUAGGCAAUGUCUUUCUAAAGCUUUGCACCUCAUGAAGACAUACACUGUGAACACACUACAGAACCUCACAAGUCAGUUAUUAAAAAGGGAUCCUUCAUCUGUACCUAAUGCAGACAAUGCUUUCACACUAUUUUAUGUGAAAUUUCGAACUGCUGCUCCCAAAGUCAGAACUCUUAUUGAACAAAUAGAACAGCGAUCUGAAAAAAUACCUGAAUACCAACAAUUGCUAAAUGACAUCCACCAGUGUUACCUUGAUCAGCGGGAGCUCCUUUUGGGGCCUAGUAUUACUUGUACUGUAACAGAGUUAACCAGCCAGAAUAACAGAGAUCAUUGUGCCUUGAUUCGCAGUGGCUGUGCCUUUAUGGUCCAUGUGUGCCAGGACGAGCACCAACUUUACAAUGAAUUUUUCACAAAACCAACAUCAAAAUUAGAUGAACUUUUGGAGAAACUGUGUGUGUCAUUGUAUGAUGUCUUCAGGCCAUUGAUCAUUCAUGUUAUUCACUUAGAGACGCUUUCAGAACUUUGUGGGAUUCUUAAAAAUGAGGUGCUGGAAGAUCAUGUACAGAACAAUGCUGAACAACUAGGGGCAUUUGCAGCUGGAGUAAAGCAGAUGUUGGAAGAUGUACAAGAGCGGCUCGUCUACAGAACCCACAUCUACAUUCAGACAGACAUCAUUGGCUACAAGCCGGCUCCUGGAGAUCUGGCAUAUCCUGAUAAGUUAGUAAUGAUGGAGGAAAUUGCACAGAGUUUAAAAGAUGAACAGAAGAAGGUACCUUCAGAAGCUUCAUUUUCAGAUGUUCGGUUAGAAGAAACAGAGUCUAAUAAUCUGAAAAAAUCUGGUUCAACAGAAUCUCUCACUCCUAGACCACAGACCACAAUUUCUCCAGCAGAUCUUCAUGGAAUGUGGUAUCCUACAGUUCGACGAACUCUUGUCUGUCUCUCUAAAUUGUACAGAUGCAUAGAUAGGGCAGUGUUCCAAGGAUUAUCACAGGAAGCCUUGUCUGCCUGCAUUCAGUCGUUACUUGGAGCAUCAGAAUCUAUCAGCAAAAACAAGACUCAGAUUGAUGGACAACUUUUUUUAAUAAAGCAUCUGUUGAUUCUUCGUGAACAAAUUGCUCCAUUUCACACUGAAUUCACCAUUAAGGAAAUUUCCCUGGACCUCAAGAAAACUAGAGAUGCAGCAUUUAAAAUCUUGAACCCUAUGACUGUUCCAAGAUUUUUUAGGCUGAAUAGCAACAACGCCUUAAUAGAGUUCUUGUUGGAGGGCACUCCUGAGAUAAGAGAACAUUAUCUUGACUCUAAAAAAGAUGUAGACCGUCAUCUGAAAUCGGCCUGUGAACAGUUCAUUCAACAGCAGACCAAGCAGUUUGUAGAGCAGCUGGAGGAGUUCAUGACAAAGGUUUCAGCAUUAAAAACAAUGGCCAGUCAGGGAGGACCCAAGUACACUCUCUCACAGCAGCCAUGGGCACAACCAGCAAAGGUUAGUGACCUUGUGGCAAGCGUCUACAAAACCAUAAAAGCAAAGCUGCCUCUGACCUUGAGAAGUAUGUCAUUGUACCUAUCCAAUAAAGAUACCGAGUUCAUCUUGUUUAAACCUGUUAGGAAUAAUGUUCAACAAGUCUUCCAGAAGCUCCAUGUUUUGUUAAAGGAAGAGUUCAGUCCUGAAGAUAUCCACAUCAUUGCUUGUCCUACUAUGGAACAGCUGAACCUCUUACUAUCAGUUUCUAAAUAACCAGAUGAGUCCGGAUGUGCUUGUAAAUGGUCUGUCCAGGAGCGGCUGAGAGUCAUGUGGCUGCAGGACACUUGAGGAACUGUACGUGGGAAUGUCUCCGAGAACCACACAGCGUGCUACUUGUCACUGACUGCAGGAUGAAAUACAAGCAGAGGGUUAAAAAAUUGGUGUUCCCUUGUAAAAACAUCAAAUGCCAAAGAUUAAUCUAUGAGCAGCAGUACCUGCCUCAUUUAAAUGGUCUCAAGAAAUGUAAGUUUUUAAGAGGUAACCAUGGUGGGCACGCAGUGAAAUGGUUCUUAGCAAAAGAUGUGCAAUGAAAAUAGGUUGCAUAGAUAGUGCAGAGAAGAACUUUAUGGAAAUACUGCUAAUUAGGAAGCUUCUAAGAGUAAGAUUUUUAAAGCAUGAAACACUGCAACACUUUUAACCAUUGAGCAUUCCACAGUGAUUAUUAUUAUUUUUUUACUUCUAGAAAUGUUGUUUCUACAUUCUAUAUAAUGUUUCUCCGGUCACUUUGAAAUUUAGUUUGGAGUCAGUUGGAUGCUCCUGAGAACACAUGCUGCUUUUCUGGGAAUUCAGGGUGUUAUCUCCUGUGUCUAAAAAAAUAUAUUGUUGUUUUGUUAAUCCUCACCAGAGGAUAUUUUUUCCAUUGAAUUUUUUUUUUUUUUUUUUUUUUUUUUAGGGAGAGUGGAAGGGAGGGGGGGAAGAGAGAAAGAGAGAGAGAGAGAGAAAGACAGACAGACAUUGGUGUGAGAAAGAUACAUUAUUGGUUUGCCUCCUGCAUGCUCCUGAAAUGGGGCUGGGAAACAAAUCUGCAACCCAGGUACAUGCCUUUGACCAGGAAUUGAAUGCAUGACCCUUUGGUGUGCGGCCGAUGCUCUGCUACUGAGCCACACCAGUAGGGCUAUAUUUUGGGAAGGUAAAAUAUCAUUAUUAUUAUUAUUAUUGAAUUUAUUGGGUUGACAUU
Myotis daubentonii (Daubenton's bat) is the source of this 3655-nucleotide messenger RNA. RefSeq names its product component of oligomeric golgi complex 3 (gene COG3). Gene Ontology annotation, cellular component: COG complex; cis-Golgi network; membrane. The record is from RefSeq and is a predicted model, not a curated record. Gene Ontology annotation, biological process: intracellular protein transport; Golgi organization; intra-Golgi vesicle-mediated transport. Lineage: Eukaryota; Metazoa; Chordata; Mammalia; Chiroptera; Vespertilionidae.